UUCCAUGGAUGGGUAGCUCCAGCACCCCCGUCCCCUCCCCGCGGGCCUGAGGGCGCAGCCCCCGCAGCAGAGACCCCGCAGCAGCCGCAGCAGCCCCGCGCAGCCCCGAGGGCACCAUGGAGGAGUCGUUCCGGGACCGGACCGCCUUCAUCCGCGGCGCCAAGGACAUCGCCAAGGAGGUGAAGAAACACGCGGCCAAGAAGGUGAGCAGGGGCAUGGACCGAGUGCAGGACGAGUACACCCGCCGCUCCUACUCGCGCUUCGAGGAGGAGGAGGACGAUGAAGACUACGCGCCCCAGGACGGCUACUACAGAGGGGGCGAAGGCGCCAACGAGGAGGAGGGGGUGUCCAGCGACGCCACGGAAGGCCACGACGAGGAGGACGAGAUCUACGAGGGCGAAUACCAAGGGAUCCCGCGGCAGGAGUCGCUGAAGGGCGGGGAGCGCCUGGGCGCCGCGGCGGCCGCCGGAGCCUUCGACGACACCGAGGGGCAGCGGAGGAAGGACCGGGAGGAGCUGGCGCAGCAGUACGAGCUCAUCCUGCAGGAGUGCGGCCACGGCCGCUUCCAGUGGACCCUCUACUUUGUCCUGGGCCUGGCCCUGAUGGCGGACGGCGUGGAGAUCUUCGUGGUGGGCUUCGUCCUGCCCAGCGCCGAGAAGGACAUGUGCCUGUCCGACUCCAACAAGGGCAUGCUGGGGCUCAUCGUGUACCUGGGCAUGAUGGUGGGCGCGUUCGUGUGGGGCGGGCUGGCCGACCGGCUGGGCCGAAGGCAGUGCCUCCUCAUCUCCCUCUCCGUCAACAGCGUCUUCGCCUUCUUCUCCUCCUUCGUCCAGGGCUACGGCACCUUCCUCUUCUGCCGCCUGCUCUCGGGCGUGGGCAUCGGCGGCUCCAUCCCCAUCGUCUUCUCCUACUUCUCGGAGUUCCUGGCGCAGGAGAAGCGCGGGGAGCACCUGAGCUGGCUCUGCAUGUUCUGGAUGAUCGGGGGCAUCUACGCCUCGGCCAUGGCCUGGGCCAUCAUCCCGCACUACGGCUGGAGCUUCCAGAUGGGCUCUGCGUACCAAUUCCACAGCUGGAGGGUUUUCGUCCUGGUCUGCGCCUUCCCCUCGGUCUUCGCCAUCGGGGCGCUCACCACCAUGCCGGAGAGCCCGCGCUUCUACCUUGAGAACGGGAAGCACGACGAGGCCUGGAUGGUGCUGAAGCAGGUCCAUGACACCAACAUGAGAGCCAAGGGCCACCCCGAGAGGGUCUUCUCGGUCACCCACAUCAAGACCAUCAAGCGGGAGGACGAGCUCAUCGAGAUCCAGUCGGACACCGGGACGUGGUACCGGCGCUGGCUGGUCCGAUGCCUCAACCUGUCCCAGCAGGUCUGGAGCAACUUCCAGCAGUGCUUCGUGCCCGAGUACCGGCGGGUGACGCUGAUGAUGAUGGCGGUGUGGUUCACCAUGUCCUUCAGCUACUACGGGCUCACCGUGUGGUUCCCGGACAUGAUCAAGCACCUGCAGAGCAUCGAGUACGCGUCGCGCACCAAGCUCUUCACGCGCGAGAAGGUUCGGCACUUCACCUUCAACUUCACCCUGGAGAACCAAGUGCACCGUGGUGGCGAGUACUUCAACGACAAGUUCAUCGGGCUGAAGAUGAAGUCGGUGACGUUCGAGGACUCGCUCUUUGAGGAGUGUUACUUCGAGGACAUAACUUCCAGCAACACCUUCUUCAAGAACUGCACCUUCAUCUCCACCGUCUUCUACAACACAGACCUGUUCGAGUACAAGUUCAUCAACAGCCGGGUGGUGAACAGCACGUUCCUGCACAACAAGGAGGGCUGCCAGCUGGACUUCAGCGACGACAACAACGCCUACAUGAUCUACUUCGUCAGCUUCCUGGGCACCCUGGCCGUGCUCCCCGGGAACAUCGUCUCGGCCCUGCUCAUGGACAAGAUCGGCCGCCUGCGCAUGCUGGCUGGCUCCAGUGUCAUGUCCUGCAUCAGCUGCUUCUUCCUGUCCUUCGGGAACAGCGAGUCUGCCAUGAUCGCCCUGCUCUGCCUCUUUGGGGGGGUCAGCAUCGCCUCCUGGAACGCGCUCGACGUGCUCACCGUGGAGCUCUACCCCUCCGACAAGAGGACGACGGCCUUUGGCUUCCUGAACGCCCUGUGCAAGCUGGCAGCCGUGCUGGGCAUCAGCAUCUUCACCUCCUUCGUGGGCAUCACCAAGGCCGUGCCCAUCCUCUUCGCCUCAGCUGCUCUGGCCCUGGGCAGCUCCCUGGCCCUCAAACUGCCCGAGACGAGGGGGCAGGUCCUGCAGUGAUGGGGGGCUGGGGGAGAGGGACCCCCCCUUUCCCUGGGGUACCCCCCAAAAUCCAGCAUUUCCCCCCACCCCGUCCAUCUCCUCGUGCCCCCGGGGUUAGUUCUGCGUUAGACACUGUGAAACGUCUUCUUGGAGCAUUUGGGGUCUUUUUCAUUUGCACUUGGACCCCCCCCCCUCACCCCAAAAAAAUCCCUCUGUACCCCCAAAACCUCCGUGAUCCCUUGGACUCCCCCCAAAAUUCCCCCCCUGACCCCCAAUUCUCCCAUCCCAGUUUCUUUUCUUGGUGUCACCCCUGUGUGAGUUGCUGCUCAUUCCUGGGGGGCUUUAGGGGGACGGGAUUUAGGGGGGCCCCCGAUCCUCUGAACCCCCCCCCCCCCCAAAUCUCUGUGCACCCCCAAAUCCCUGCUGAGCCAAGGAGGAUGAAGCAGGGGGAGCCCCCUGUGCCUCAGUUUCCCCAUCCCCAGCAGGGUCCCCCCAAACCCCCACAGAUUUUUGGGGGGGGGAGGGCAAAAGCCCUUGGGGUACCUUGGGAUAGGGAGGGGGAAGCAGAAAAUAUUGGGGUGCAGCUCCCUUUGGGGGGGUGCAGGAAAUAUUGGGGUGCAGCUCCCUUUGGGGGGUGCAGCUCCCUUUGGACCCCCUUGACAAUUUUAGGGUGCCCCCCCCUUAAAGCACAUGCCCCCCCCCCAGGAUGCCCCAAUUUUUGGGUGCCCCCCACCCCAAUUUUCAGGGUGCAAAGCACAGCGCCCCCCUGUCCCCCCCCAUUUGGGGUGCAGCAGUGGGGGACCCCCAAAACUGCCAGUUAGGGAUUUUUAACUGAUUUUUAAAGGAUUUUCCCCAGUUUGAGGGAGGCUGGUGUGGGUCAGGGGGGGUUCAAGGGGGGCGGGGGGCGCUCCCUGCACCCCCUUUUCCUCCUCCCUGCACCCCAAGUCCCCCCCACAUCCCUUAUUAACAAUCCCCUUUUUCCUCCCCCCCACCCCAAAACCACCAGCGGUUUGCAAAGCACAAACAGCCCCUAAACCACCCCCCC
Messenger RNA from Melospiza georgiana, 3327 nucleotides. RefSeq names its product synaptic vesicle glycoprotein 2A (gene SV2A). The record is from RefSeq and is a predicted model, not a curated record. The transcript is spliced from 12 exons. NCBI's taxonomy places the organism in Eukaryota, Metazoa, Chordata, Aves, Passeriformes, Passerellidae. Gene Ontology annotation, biological process: transmembrane transport; chemical synaptic transmission. Gene Ontology annotation, cellular component: membrane. Bases 117 to 2300 code for a protein of 727 amino acids. Gene Ontology annotation, molecular function: transmembrane transporter activity.